Daucus carota subsp. sativus is the source of this 2709-nucleotide messenger RNA. RefSeq names its product receptor-like protein EIX2. The record is from RefSeq and is a predicted model, not a curated record. Bases 124 to 2439 code for a protein of 771 amino acids. Lineage: Eukaryota; Viridiplantae; Streptophyta; Magnoliopsida; Apiales; Apiaceae. The transcript has 3 exons. Gene Ontology annotation, molecular function: protein binding.
UCGACUUUUGAAUUCUUCUACGCGCUUAUAUUUUAUCCCAUCAGGCUACAUAAAUAUGUUCAUAAAUCAUAUACAUGCAGAUCACAUUUAAGUAGAUUCUGCAACUAUCUUUUAAUUCUAGUUAUGGAAAUACAAAAAUAUAUGAGUUCACUUCUACUUGUAUAUGCUAUAAGCUUAACAUUUAGUUGCGGUAGCAUAGACGGAGGCCACCAGAACGGAAGCUGCAUUCACAGCGAGAAACAAGCUUUGCUGCUUCUCAGAAAAAGCCUUCUUGUUAGAAACAACGACUCUUGGUUGUCACCGUGGGAUGGAGAUGAUUGUUGUUCAUGGUCCGGAGUUUAUUGCAACAACAUAACAGGCCAGGUCAUCAAACUUGAUCUCCAAAAUUGUUGUGAUAAAGGUUCGAUUUCCCAAUCCAUCGGGAACUUGACUGCUCUUACUCAAGUAUAUCUAUCCGAUAAUUCCAUUGAAGGCAUUAUACCAGAAUCCAUAGGAGCUCUAAAAUCUCUUACUUAUCUUGAUCUUUCUUUCAAUAAUCACGGGGGUUUCAUUCCUCAAUCUAUCGGAAAUUUGACAUCCCUAAUUAUUCUUGACCUAUAUAAUAACCAAAUUAGAGGUUUGAUCCCGGAAUCUAUAGGGGCUUUGACAUCUCUCACUAGACUUGAUCUUUCUCUAAAUUAUUUACAUGGUCUGAUUCCUCCGUCUAUUGGCAACUUGAUAUCACUUUUUGACCUUUAUCUUAAAUACAACAGAUUUAGUGGUUCAAUUCCGGCUGAGAUUGGCAAUCUUACCAAACUUUCAGACCUCACUGUGAGUGGGAAUCGGUUUAGUGGUUCUCUACCAGAAUCACUUUGUCAACUAAACAAUUUAAGUGCACUGUUGGUUGAUGAUAAUCAGCUGGGAGGAAGCAUUCCUAAAUGCAUCGGAAAACUAUCAAAUCUAGUAAUCAUGGAUCUGGCUUCCAAUUCAUGGGACGGUAUUAUAUCUGAGCAUCACUUUGUCAACCUCACCAACCUUUAUUCCUUUCGAAUUUCUUCAAAAUCUAACUUAAUGGUUAAUAUCAGUUCUAGAUGGGUUCCUCCAUUUCAGCAGCUUAAUGAUAUAUACAUGGACUCCAUAAAAGUGCCCAAAUUUCCCAAAUGGCUUAUAACACAGAGAUCACUUGCUGACAUCAGGAUGAGAAACACGAGCAUAUCAGAUACCAUAUUAGCAAUUCCAAAUAGUGUGAGAUAUUUAGACCUCUCAAAUAACCACAUGUUUGGUAAUAUCCCUGCUCUUUUAUGCAAUCUAACGUCCUUGAGUACUAUGCUCCUCUCUGAUAAUAAAUUUUCAGGAGCGCUACCCCCGUGCCUAGGAAAUUUGACAGACUUGAAUGACUUUUCUGUUAUGAAUAACAACCUCGGUGGGGAUAUUCCGAUUUCUUUAGGUUUUCUAAGGUUUCUUUGGUAUUUAAACUUGCACAAUAAUAAUUUUCAAGGCAAACUUCCACUGUCCUUCCAAAAUUUGUCAUCUAUAAUCGGACUUGAUGUGGGAAAGAACAAUUUAAGCGAUAUUCUUCCUGGUUGGACUUCGAAGUUGCUGGAUCUCAGGUAUUUGAUACUACGGUCCAACAAUUUUUACGGUAAAAUUCCCACCGAUAUAUGUCAUCCAUCAAUUCAAGUUCUAAACCUGGCAAAAAAUGACAUAACGGGAAACAUACCUCCUUGCUUCGGCAAUUUUACUGCCAUAAUUACAAGUUAUAACAGCGGAAAAGAAGAAGGUCCAAUAUACGGGGGACUGAGUUAUGAAGAUAUAAUCAUUGAUGAUCCAAAAGGAUAUGAACUAACAUAUUCCUCUACACUUGAUUUUCUUUAUUCCAUUGAUUUAUCAAAUAACAAUAUCAGUGGGGAGAUUCCAAAGGAGUUGAUGAACCUCCAUGGUUUGUUGAGUUUAAACAUAGCUGGUAACCGUCUAUCCGGAAGGAUCCCUGACACGAUUGGGAAAUUGGAUAAACUGGAAUUUCUUGAUCUGUCCAGAAAUGAACUUGCUGGUCAUAUUCCACAGAGUCUGUCAAAUCUGAGCUUUUUAAGCCAUUUAAACCUCUCCUUUAAUGAUUUUUCGGGGAGAAUACCAACGGGAAACCAACUCAGAACCCUAGACGAUCCCUCCAUUUAUGUUGGAAACAAUCAGCUCUGUGGUCCACCCAUCCUAAAGCCCUGUCCUGGUGACACCGAUUCACAUGAUUUUCACAACAACAAUGAAGUUGAAUUUUAUUCGGAUGACGAGCACGUGUGGUUUUAUGCAGGGAUAGGACCUGGUCUCUUGGUCGGCUUUCUGGGAUUCUGUGCUUCUCUGCAUUUCAUUCCAACAUGGAGGUACUUCUACUUUCACUCUGUUGAAAGAUUCUCUGACAAGAUAGCGCUUUCCAUUGCUUUGUGGCGGAGAAGGUUCCAGAACUAAUAGUGGAUUCAGGUUCUUCAUCAAGCAUAAGCUGUAGCCUUGGACAAAAAGAUGUUGGAAUUUCUUGCAUCAUGACUCCAUCUUUAGCAAUAUAUAUCCAGUUAUAUUAUACAUAAUUUACGUAAAAUAUACAUACUUCCAAGUUCCUAUGUUCUGUUUCUGCUUCUUGUAUUCUCUUCUGCACCUUGUUAUUAUACGUUGUUAUUGCUAGUCAUUUUAACAAUAAUACUGCUGAAUUUUAUCUUGGUAAAGAAUGGCAUUAACGCAAAU